Symbiodinium necroappetens is the source of this 426-nucleotide messenger RNA. Lineage: Eukaryota; Dinophyceae; Suessiales; Symbiodiniaceae. The record is from the annotation of a GenBank genome assembly.
GCCGGAGCUCUCAUUCUGGCGGACAACGGCCUCUGCUGUAUCGACGAGUUUGACAAGAUGGGCCAGGACCAGCAUUCGCUGUUGGAGGCGAUGGAGCAGCAGACGGUGUCCAUUGCGAAGGCCGGGAUCGUUUGCACUCUGCCCGCCCGGACCACAGUCGUCACUGCGGCGAAUCCCAGCAAAGGGUCCUGGGACAUGAGUCUGACGCUGGCUCAGAACCUGAAAGGGGUGAUGUCCGAAGCACUGUUGAGCCGUUUUGACGUGAUCUUUCUCAUGCGCACGGCAGAGGAUCCCGGUCAAGACACCGCCAUGUCCCGGCACAUCGUGCUGCAGCGGAUGCACGGAGCCAGUGCCACUCCCUCUCCAGGCCAAGUGGAGGACUGGUCCAACAGCGCGGAUGUGGAGGCAAACCGAUGCAGCCUCAAG